AUGAUAGAAACGAUAAGAAAUGAGGUAUAAUUGUACACAGAUCAUGAGUGUAAGCGUGAUAAAUCUAUAAUUUCAUAUAUCACUGAUACAAAAUUGAAAAAGGAGGAAAGAACUAAUAAUUUCUUGAACCUAACCGUGAUAAGAGACAUCAUUGCAACGAACGUCGUAUAUUACAGAUAAAAAAGAGUAAAAGAAGAAAACUAUAAACUACAGACUCUUAAGAAUCCAUUUGAUGAAGAAAUCCUAUACACUAAACGUAAUGAUCAUUCAAAUUUCUCUCAUUGUUUUGAGUGUCGUUAAUUCAUGUGAAUUCGCCUUAACGCGGGUUCGUUGCGUUUCUCAGGGAACAAAACAGAGAAAGGAGGUGCAGCAAGAGAAACAAAUGAUCCGGAUGAAGAGCGAGGAGAAAUCGAGGAGAUGGCCGAGAGAACACGGAAGAGAAGAGAAGAAAGACGAAGAAAGGAGAGGAAGGGGGAAUUCGGGAAAUAAGUUUCUGCCUCGCGAUUUCGCCGUUGCCUUCUGAGGCAUCGAUCGAUCGGCUCUUGAAAGAAAAUUCCCUCGUCCUUGAGGGAACAAGGGUCCGAUUGCUUGAAGUCAGUACCAGAUUCUUCGACACACCGAAUUUAAGUGCAAUAAAAUUUGACACGUCUUUACCGACAAAUAAAAUUGUUCGUUAGGCAAGUUAAAUCGUUAGUUAAAUCGUUGUUUUAACACAGGACGUUGCGAAACUGUUAUCGAUAUAAUUAUCACGAUUCGAAAUGCUUAAGAUACAACAGAGAUUUACAAAAAAAAGAAAAGG
Messenger RNA from Heterotrigona itama, 799 nucleotides. The record is from the annotation of a GenBank genome assembly. Lineage: Eukaryota; Metazoa; Arthropoda; Insecta; Hymenoptera; Apidae.